Molecule: messenger RNA, 4047 nt
Organism: Cuscuta campestris
Lineage: Eukaryota; Viridiplantae; Streptophyta; Magnoliopsida; Solanales; Convolvulaceae
Source: the annotation of a GenBank genome assembly
ACGUUCUUUUUCCACGAGAAGACAAAAAGAAAAGGCGCAUUUACGCAUCCCGGCGCACAGUAGCCUCAGCCGUCAGAACAUGCCUCCCUCCUCCUCCUUCUCCUCCUCUGCCACUCUGCCAAAACCCAAAACCGCCAGGUCUCUUCGACUCCACCAACAGAGAUGGACUCAAGAACUCCGCCUCCCAAAAGAGUUAGCAAAAGGCCCCUGACGGAUUUUUACUCUGAUCUACCCAAAAAGAGGAUUAGCGAUGGUCGAGAUGCGGGUUCUGCUCAUAAGAAGCAAGCAUACUCUGAAAUGUUUAAAAGGAAGGAAUGCCAAGUUCUUAGGAUAUGCAGCCGUGAAGAUGAGGAUGGAGAUCCUGACAUGGUGGUCAGUUUUCGAGUUCUUAUGCCUAAUGGCACGACUUUAGAGAUGAAAGUAGGGCGAGAUAAAAAUGAAAUGUCGCUUUCUCAACUGGUGGAUGCUAUAAAGACAGAGUACAUGGCCUUGAAGGGAAGAACAUGGUCGCAAAAGAGGCAGAUUAAUUGGAACAGUCCAAGCUUGUAUAUUUUGGAUCCUCUUGACAGGAAGAUUAAGGGAAUUGAUCUCAGGAAGUUGAAUCCGAGAAAGACUUAUAUGUUAAGGCUUCAUGAUGGAUCAGUUGAGGCAGAUAUAUUUGAGAAUAUGUGGGAUCUCACUCCAGAUACUGACUUACUAAAGGAGUUGCCUGAAGAAUACACAUUUAAGUCUGCCCUUGCUGACUUAAUAGAUAAUUCAUUGCAAGCUGUAUGGUCUAAUCCUGAAAAAGAAAGGAGAUUAAUCAGUGUGAAGUUGUCCAAAAACAAGAUAAUAAUAUUUGACACGGGCCCGGGAAUGGAUGGAAGUGUUGAAAAUUCUAUAGCAAAGUGGGGAAAAAUGGGGGCGUCCCUACAUCGGUCGUCAAAAGGAAAAGCCAUAGGAUGCAAACCUCCCUACCUAAAGCCUUAUUUUGGGAUGUUUGGAUAUGGAGGGCCUAUUGCAUCCAUGCACUUGGGACGAAGAGCCAUUGUCUCUUCCAAGACAAAAGCAUCAAAGAAAGUGUAUAUAUUACAUCUAGAGAGAGAUGAUUUACUCAACUGUUCAUCUUCAGAGAACACAUGGAGGACUAAUGGUGGCCUAAGAGACCCCUUUGGUUACGAAGUUCAAGAGUCACCCCAUGGGAGCUUCACUAAAGUGGAGAUUCUAGAGCCAAAAAUGAGAUGUGAAGAUAUAAAGAUACUGCAAGGGAAACUAAAAGACAUUUACUUUCCUUAUAUUCAGUGUGAUGAAAUAUCUGAAACAGGAAGAACUGCAAUGCCAACAGAAUUUCAGGUCAAUGAAACUAACUUGGCAGAAAUCUUGAGUGGAGAAGUGGCUCUUACGAACCUGUUCUCAUGUAAUGGUCCCGACUUUACAUUGGAACUGCAUUUCACUUCAGGCACCAGUUCUAUAGGAGGACAUCACGAAGCAAAUGCUCGCCUAAAGUGUGUUUAUUUUCCUGUAAUUCAGGGUAAAGAAAGCAUUGAAAAGAUAAUUGAAAAUUUAAAACAGGAAGGAUAUGAGACUCUAGAGAACUUUGAAAGUUUUAGCCGUGUUUCUGUUCGGCGCUUGGGUCGCAUGCUUCCAGAUGCUCGCUGGCCACGGCUACCCUUCAUGGAACCCAAACAAAGAAAAGCAGAUUCAUUUAAGAGAUGCUGGUUUAGAGUAAAAUGCUUUGUUGAUACUGAUGCAGGUUUCAACCCCACACCAGCCAAGACAAACUUAGCACAAUGCAAUCCUUUUACCAUUGCACUUAAGCAGUUUGGCAACAAACCGUGUGAGAAAGAUGUACAUAUUGAAAUUUGCAAGGAUGGAAAACCCCUUUCUCUUACACAGCUAGAGAAGGUAUACCAUGAUUGGGUUUUGAAUAUGCACAAUAGAUAUGAUUGUGAAAUUGAAUCAGGCGAUGAUCAGCCUAUCAUUGUAUUAAGCUCUGAAAACAGAAAAGAACUAGGCACUUCAUCUGAUGUCCUGCGGGUUCAUAGAGCUUUCCAGAGGAAAGGAAUCACCUGGAAAUCCGGACAGAAAAUUAAAAUCCUGAAGGGAGCGUGCCCUGGUUUUAACAGAACAAACAUUUUUGCCACUCUAGAGUUUAUUAUACUCGAAGGAUGUGAAGGUGAUGGUGGUGAUGCUUGGAUUGUAUGCAGGCAAUUGGGAGUUCACCCUGAGGAUGGUUGCCGACUUUCUUUGGAUAAAGAAAGCCCUCACCUAGAUCUACGUGGAUCUAAAUCUUUACCAUUCAGUGUCAUUGAUUCUGAUAAGUGCAUACAAGUUGAUGACACCGAGUGGGAGCGCCAGCUUGAUAAAUACCAUCAAGAAAAAACCCCAUCCUCAAUUGAAUUAUUGGAUGCCAAAGAUUUUCCAGACUUGAAUGUUGAUGAGACACUGCCUCACGAUGUAGUUGAUGCUGGUCACGACCCUCCAGAGGAAAUCCAUGCAAUUGUUCGUCCAUCGUCCUUCAAAUCUGCUGUGGCUUCUAAGAAAUUGGACCAAAAAAUGAAGUUGCCAGAGUUAUUUCACAAAGCUGGAGUAUAUUCUUUUCUAUUUUCACUUAACCAAACUACUUGUGGAACUUAUGAAAGAAAAGUACACGUACGAGCUUUGUCGGAGACUGGAAGUUGGGGUCUUUCAAGUAAAAACAGUGGGAAAUAUAAAACAAGGGUUGGUAUGCGUGAACUUCCACCUAUCUAUAUUGCAUGUUAUGACAAAUACAUGAACAGCAUUCAGUUCAAGCCCUUUUCUGAUGUUGAGGUCAAGCUUCACUCUGAAAGGGGUGAAUUUGCUCAUGAUUAUUCUAUGGAUGUAUAUAUUUCGAAAGAUAAACUCACUUUAACUGUUAAGGGUUUGGUUUUCGAGUCCAGUGAACUAGACAAGAUUGGACCAAGCUAUGAAACUACCUUGUCAAUAGGUUCGAAGGAUGAGCCAUUUUCUGUACCCAUUCAAGUUCAGGUUUUGCCUGGGCCGCCACACCAUGUGAGUGUCCAUCCACUGAAAUUAAGACAUAAAUUCAUUCCUGGCACGUUAAUCUCAGAGCUCAAAUUGGAGCUGUUUGAUGAAUAUAAUAAUCAUAUCCAAAAAGAAGAAGAAAUCCAACUGCUGAUGGAUGGAUUCUGUGCUCCAAACUCUAAAAGGUGUCUUUUAUUUAAGGUUGAUGAAAAUGGGUGUAUAAACCUUGGUGGCAUACUUAAAGUUACAGCAGGAUAUGGUAAAACAGCAUCUCUUUCUGUUUUCUCUGGCGAAGAAGCAAUUUUCAAGAAAGAUUUUCAAAUUGAAAAGCGAGAGCUACGUGUUGCAUCAGAGAUACCUGAAUUUUGUGUUCCUGGUUCUCAUUUGGAGAAUGUCGUAUUUGAAGUCAUAGAUUCUGAAGGUGAAGUUGAUGAAAGUAUCCAUGAUGAUGAAAAAAACGUUCAACCCCACACACUUAUUAUAAAAUCUGAGUGGUCAAAUAUAGAUGAAAAUGUAAGAUACAGCUUCCGGCAUGGUCGCUGCACAGUCUGUAGCAUCUCUCUCCCAGAGGUUGAAGGGAAAUUCCAAUUCCUAGCCGUUCAUUCUCGUCACUUGGAACUGCAGUUGUGCAUAGAGGUGAAUACAAAAAAUGCUGCAAAACUUCCCUCUGGAAAUCUGCAAUCUCAUAAUCCAGUGAAAUCAAUAUUAGAAGUAGUGGAGGCUGAACAGUUCCAGUCUCAAACAGCAGAUCUUGCUUUAUCAGAAAUCCUCCCCCAAGCAAGUUCCAAUGUUAGAUCAUGAUGAAGCUUUCUAUGAGUAUUCAGAUUUUAAAAUUCAAGAGCUUGCUGCUUCCAGAGGUCUAGAAAGUGAAGAAGAGUUCAUAACUAUUCACAAGAAGCUUGAAGAUGCUGUUUGCCAUUAUGCUCAACUCUGUGGACAGUGUGAAACGGAACUCCAAGUUCUUGAUUCCAAGCAAUCGAAUAUUAGACUAGAUAUUUUCAAUUUGGAAGGAAUUAAUCAUUGAGCAGAUUUGUUAUACGAAUGACUCAGCUGCAGCCAUUA